Messenger RNA from Closterium sp. NIES-65, 1357 nucleotides. The record is from the annotation of a GenBank genome assembly. NCBI's taxonomy places the organism in Eukaryota, Viridiplantae, Streptophyta, Zygnematophyceae, Desmidiales, Closteriaceae.
UGCAAGCACUGGUGGAGCUGAGCGCAGCAUGGCAGGUGUGGGAGGGGAAGAACAAUGCGUCGCGGGGCUGCAGCGAGUGGGAGUACAUCACAUGCAACCAGCGCGGCUUCAUCACUUCCAUUGACUUGUCCGAGUACGCUAUGGUCAAUGCCACCAUGCCGCUCACCCUCUUCUCGCGCAUGCCCUACCUCCGACGCCUUGUGCUUGCAAACAACUACUUUCUCCACGGCUCCAUCACCCACCUCGCUCUCCCCACCUCCCUCCGCAUGCUGGACCUUUCUUUGACAUAUGUGUCCGGUUCCCUGCCAUCUGCUAUCUUCUCGCUCCCAGCUCUUUCACACCUAGAUUUUUCUAGGACUUCAAUAUUUGGAAGCUUGCCAUCCACCCUCGGCCGUCUGUCUCGUCUCACAUACCUAGAUGUCGGUGCAGAGAACAUCACCGGGCGUGUGGAGGACUUCUCAUGGAUCUCAAGCCUCACCAACUUGAACACACUUGCGAUACACAGCAUGUUCAGUGUGGAGGGAGAUUUGUCAACGCUAACCUUCCUCACUGCCCUCACAGCUAUGCAAAGCCUCACCAUUGCGAGCGUCCCUUGGGCCGGCGAGCUGCCUGCUAUUCUGGGCACCCUCACCACUCUCACCCACCUGGAUGUAAGCUGGCUGCGUGCAACCCAGUUUCCUCGAUGGGCCAUGGACUUGACAAAUCUACGAUUCCUCGCUGCGGCUCAUGCCAACAAACUGCGCAGCGGAGUGGUGCCACAAGACCUCUCGCGUCUAGCGCAGCUUGAGCACUUUGAUGCAUCAGGCAAUGGGCUGAGUGGAGCUCUUCCCAAUUACUGGACCUCCUUGAAGCAUCUAACGUACCUAUCACUUGCCUACAACAAAAUUGAAGGCUCGAUUCCAUCAACAUUCUCUGGCCUAACAACAUUGAGCACACUGAUCUUGAUUGGCAACAGUAUGGACGGCACGAUCCCACCCGUUUUCUACACGACGCUCAACUACCUGGACAUUUCAAAGAAUGGCUUCUCUGGCGUUAUACCUCCCUUCAUUGGCAACCUAUCUGCUCUCUCAACUCUAGAGUUAGGCAUAAACAACUUCACUGGGGAGGUACCGUCCUCCUUCACGAACCUGAUCAAUCUGCACUACUGGACGCCAUACUUCAACCAGCUUACUUCGGGACUUCAUGUGAUUGGCAAAAUGACGUGGCUGUUGAUGCUGGAUAUUUCGUACAACAUGUUUUCAAGUGCUGUUUCAAGUCUAGUAUCUCUACGUUCCCUUAAUGGAUUGAAUCUCCAUGGCAACAACUUGGGAGGACCAUUUCCUUCUUUUGUUUUGACCCUCACUGGACUUGCAGCUUU